AUGAUCGUGCAGGAGCCAGUGCAGGCAGCCAUAUGGCACUGUUUAAAUCAUUAUGCUUAUCCAGAUGCUAUAUUCCUGGCGGAACGGUUGUGUGCAGAAGUGGACACUGAAGAAAGUUUGUUUCUUUUGGCAACAUGUUACUAUCGCUCUGGUCGGAUUAGGCAAGCUUAUGCCUUAUUAUCGCAGAAGGCGCCUAGUACAGCACAAUGUAGGUUUCUGCUAGCGAAAUGUUGUUACGAUUUGGAAAAGUAUGCGGAAGCAGAGGCUGCGAUAAUCGGCGGAUAUUACAAACAAUUGAAGAAUUUGGAAGAAAUAAUAACUCAGUUCGGAGAACAGGCGUGUUUUUCCCUGCAGAUAAUAGCGAAGAUUUACUACAAAAUGAUGCGUACCGCGAGAGGUAACGAGGCGCACAAGCUGGCUUUAAAAUUGAAUCCCUUCCUCUGGCACUCGUUCGAAGAGCUCUGUAACGUCGGCGAGAAGGUGGAUCCCGCCAAGGUUUUUCAGUUAGACAAACUAGAUUCUUUCGCUAUGUGCCACGGUACCGUGUCCACGCCCAACUCUUUCACUGAACCGGAUCUUAUCGUACCUGGAAAUAACGCCAAUUCACCUAUGUCGAACGGCACUAACAUGACACCCGUGACGACAGUACCAACGCUGAUAAAUGGCGGCCAGGUAUCUCAGGUUCGAUUGUGUUCCACUAUGGAGGAGACCCCACAAAAUGCGCCAAUUCACUAUAGCAACUGUUCCUCGAUAUCGCCGAGGACCAAAGGACUGUCACGUUAUCGCAGCAUGUUCAGCAAUUCUAUGAGUCCGCUCACGCCUAGCUUCGGUAUUUUGCCGUUGGAAAUCAAUACACCUGAGCCGGCAGUUCCACCCUCGCAUACGACCCUCACGGAAGCCAACGACCAAAAGAGCUUGGCGAAACGCGUCAGCAGUCUAAGAGCUCAUGUAGGGCAAUUGAUGUCGAGAAAAGAAACACCGUUGCAACAAGGCAAAUCAGUAUUUUCCCAGUCGGGUAAUACAAGCAAUACUGCCAAUAUUGUGACAGUGACAGCGGCUAAUCCGACUUCACCCUCGUCACCGACGUUUCAGGGUACCAAUGUUAGACGGUCGUCACGACUUUUCAGCCACAAUUCCGUAAAGGAAAACAAUAAGUCACCUAAUAGGAAUAAAUUCGCAACUCCAAAGUCUCCGUCUCGGAAGACGAAAGCGAGACUAGCCAAGGCGAAUUUGAACAAAGCCAACUUUAACGAGUUAAAUGAGAGGAAUAGAAAUGAAAAGGAGAAAAGCGAAACGAUUACGUCGGAAAAAGCUGUGGCUAACGCAAACGCACUCAAUGCCCAAAAUAAUAAUAUUCAUUCUGGGAUAACGUUACAAAAGCAAUCGGCAGAAGGAUUGAUGUCUUUAUUGCGAGAUUUAGGGACGGCGUAUCAGCACUUGAGUCAGUUCAAAUGUACGCAAGCGGUUGAAAUAUUGAGUAUAUUGCCGACACAGCACUAUAACACAGGCUGGGUACUGUCCAUGAUGGCUCGUGCGCAUUUCGAAAUGAUGGAUUAUAAGAAGGCUGCUAGUUAUUUCGCCGAAGUACGACAGUUAGAGCCACAGAGGACAGAAUUGAUGGAGAUUUAUAGCACCGUUCUGUGGCAUCUGCAUGCGGAAGUACAGUUGUCUACACUUGCUCAAGAUCUGGUUUCCCAAGACCGUAAUUCGGCGGCGGCAUGGUGCGCCACGGGCAAUCUCUUCUCGGCGCAAACGGAACACGAAACUGCAAUCAAGUUUUUCCAAAGAGCUAUUCAGGUGGAUCCUAAUUUUCCGUACGCCUAUACGUUACUAGGACACGAAUACGUUUUGACUGAGGAACUAGAUAAAGCAAUUACUGCUUUUCGUAAUGCCAUCAGACUCGACCCCAGACAUUAUAAUGCAUGGUUCGGAUUGGGAACGAUAUUUUCGAAACAGGAACAAUAUAGUUUAGCGGAGUUACACUUUAAACGGGCCUUACAAAUAAAUCCGCAGAAUUCUGCGCUGAUGUGCCACAUAGGUGUCGUGCAACACGCUCUGAAGAAAACCGACCAGGCGUUAAAGACUUUGAACACCGCGCUAGUUAACGAUCCGGAUAAUACUUUGUGCAAAUUUCAUCGCGCAAGCAUAAACUUCUCCAUUGGUCGACAUAUGGAAGCUUUAAGAGAAUUCGAGGAGCUAAAGAACAUUAUACCCAAAGAAUCUCUAGUCUAUUAUUCAAUAGGAAAGGUGCAUAAAAAAUUGGGUAACACCCAUCUUGCGUUAAUGUACUUCAGUUGGGCAACGGAUUUAGAUCCGAAAGGUGUUAAUAGUCAAAUUAAGGAGGCUAUAUUGAGUCCUGGUCAAGGAGAUGACGAUUCCCCGCCGACACAAUCAGAUGAACAGCAAGCACAAAGUAAUUCAAUGGAACAAGAUGUCGAAACCAGUAGAGAAGGAAGUGCCGCGCCACUUGCCGGAAACGUCUCGGUCGAGCCACAUGCCGACGACAGCGACGAUAGUUUAUGAAAACGAUAUGCGAGAAGACUUCCGUGAGGAAAAAUAUGGAGCGUCGUUAUUCUCGUUGUCAGUCAUUCGAAUCGUUUCUCAUUCGUCGACCUGGUUUCGCUUACAGAAUCACUGAUGCGCGAUCAUUGAUUUAAAUUGAACGGUUGUCGAAAUAUCAUCUUUGCAAACUAUUGCGUACCAUUCAUGAUUCGGUUAAAAGGAGUUAUUACAUUAUUAUUUCACAUCAUCAAAUUUUCUUUUUAUCUUGCACGAAUUCCAAGUUCUUAUAUACACGGAUGCGGUGUCCUUGCGAUAAUAGAAGACUCGCGUGUCGUACCCUCUAUCGACUUGUACAUUACGCGCUCGCCUGUGUAUAUUUUUUUACGAUUGCUCGAUCACUUUUUGUAUUUCUUCAUGCGCUCUUCAAUCAUCUUUCUCUCUCUCUCUCUUAUACCUCGUUCCUCGCGAAUUAAAAACCGCUUAAAGUCAAACGUGACUUGGAGACGGAAACGUGAAGCUGAGUUUCACGUUUGGCUUUAAUAAGGCUCGAUUACAAUUAAGAAUAAAAGGAGAAUGGGUGAUUUAAUUCUCGCUCGUGGACGAGGUAUUAGAGAUUUACGGUUGAGUAGGGACUGUAUCAUGUUGCGAAAAGAUGAACGAAUAUAACCGUAAGCAUGUCGUAUAUAGUUAGGUAAUAUAAUUAAUUGUUCGCGAUUAAGGAGGAAGAGUCUUGUGUAAAUGUAAAUUAUUAUUACUGUGUAUUUACCGCUAUUAUUACUAUUACUAUUAGCGCUAUCAUUACCAUUAUUAUUCGUAUGGAUUAUCAUUGUUGAUUUAGUGAUUGUGAAGAUACCGGGCUGGCCGCUCGGCGUCGGAGCGGCCGCUGGACGAUCGUGCAAUUCUCGUCAUGAAGAUCCCUCGAUUUGAUCGAAUAUACGAGUCCGAAACACCGCAACGGCGAUUUCGGUGGUUCAGUAAUCGCGCGAUUACAACAUAUUCGGUUUUCGAUCUCGACUCGAUAUCCGGAAUUUAGCAUAACUCGCCUCGCAAAUGUCUAUAUAUAUAUAGAAAUACUCGUCGGAUUAUAUUCUUAAUAGUGCUGGACAGAAUUUAUGACGUUUACGGCGUCGGUCUUCGUAUCAAUAUUAAGUGUACAAUGCAAACUGUCGCUAUUCCUUGAAUUACGUCGGAUUUCCCGCAACUUAAAUCGCAAUCGUGUUGCAACCGGAGGAGCGGCGUAUAUAAAUAUAUACGUUUAUCUCUAAUUUCGAACGAAUUGAGUUGUGAUCCUCGAGCGCCGAUGGCACCGUCGCGCGUGACUGUAACAUUUUAUAUUGUACACGUAAUUAAACGAAAGACACGUCACGGAAAAAAAAGGAAAAAAAAGUUAUAGACAAAUCGCCGACUGAGAAAUGCGUCUGUGUGGUGCACGCAGAUACGCGUAUAUUCCCCUUGUUUCUUCCGCUCCUUUAUAUCUCUAUAUCCUUUUGCAUAUUAUUUAUUUAUUUAUAUCUUUUCGUACGUGUCCCCUCGCGUUCCGCGUUUCAUCCCGUGCCUUUGAAGGGGAAACGGAAUGGGAACGAGAGAGCGGAGAGCUCUUUCUGCAUAUCCGGCAUAAUAGCGUCUAAUCUCGUUAUUUAUUAACGGCGUCUAAUCGUUUAAUUUAUUGUUUGAUGAGCCUCGUACGUUUAUUAUUACCGAGCGGAAAUGUGGAGUCGCAAACUAUCUUCCAAAGAAUUUAGGAAACCAAUACGCGCGUAAUGUAUGUGAUGUCUCUGGCUCGCCUUUACCCCCAAGCCUCCGCGAUACAGAAACCGAGAAGGUUCGAUCGAAGUCAACAAUCGCUGCCGUGUUACUCGUUACAAAGAGGUGUAUGCGCAAAAUAAAGGCCUGCACUUUUUACGGAA
Messenger RNA from Temnothorax curvispinosus, 4409 nucleotides. RefSeq names its product cell division cycle protein 27 homolog (gene Cdc27). NCBI's taxonomy places the organism in Eukaryota, Metazoa, Arthropoda, Insecta, Hymenoptera, Formicidae. The transcript has 13 exons. Gene Ontology annotation, molecular function: protein binding. The coding region runs from base 1 to 2523 and encodes 840 amino acids. Gene Ontology annotation, biological process: cell division. The record is from RefSeq and is a predicted model, not a curated record.